UAGUUUACGUUUACCCGCAAAAUCAGUUCUUCUUGUAUGUCCCACCCAACCAGACUCGCACACCAAACAAACAGUCAAAAACAUAAUAAAAUAAAAUAAAAUCCCAUUAAUUUCGAAUCUAAUCAAUCUGUUCAGACCCUCAAAACCCCCCAAAAAUUCCGUUAUUCUUACAAAUCCCCAUCUGACAAAUUCUCCACCUUUUUCGCAUAUACAGCCUAUACAUACAUAUACAAUCAUGUAUUAGUUAACUAACUUACCAAAAUUAACAAUUAAUUUAUUAGGGUUUAAUAUUUUACUUGAAAAAUGUUGGCACCAAGUCCAUCUGGCAACAUUCCAGGAACAGCACCGUUACUUUACACCGGAGAAGAUGAUCGCGGCGGCCGGAGGUCACUGCGGCGACAGAGUUUACGCGACGCAGCAAGGUUCCUCCGGCGAGCGAGUAGCCGGAGGAUGAUGAGGGAACCGUCUAUGCUUGUAAGGGAAACAGCAGCUGAACAGCUAGAAGAGAGACAAACCGAUUGGGCGUACUCGAAACCGGUUGUGAUACUGGAUUUAGUGUGGAAUUUGGCUUUUGUUAUUGUGGCUUUUGUUGUGUUGGUUUUGAGUCAGGAUGAGGUUCCGGGUGUUUGGUUGCGGGUUUGGGUUGUUGGGUAUGGGGUGCAGUGUGUGGUACAUAUGGUGUGUGUUUGGACUGAGUAUAAGAAUAGACGUAAUCAGCGGUGGAUUGGGAAUGGGGAUUCCAGGAAUGGGAGCGAAAACGGGUCUCGAGGGAGUAGCAGCCAGUAUGUUACGUUGGCAAAUUUGACCGAUAAUGAAAAUAGUGGGAUGGCAAAGUAUUUGGAAUCUGCGAAUACAAUGUUUUCAUUUGUGUGGUGGAUCCUUGGGUUCUAUUGGGUUUCAUCCGGUGGGCAAGCAUUGGCACAAGACUCCCCUAAGUUAUACUGGCUUUGUGUGAUUUUCUUGGCAUUUGAUGUAUUUUUUGUUGUUUUUUGCGUUGCGUUGGCGUGUGUUAUUGGUAUUGCGGUAUGCUGUUGUCUUCCGUGUAUAAUUGCCGUCUUGUAUGCUGUUGCUGAUCAGCAGGAAGGAGCAAGCAAAGAGGACAUUGAACUACUGCCAAAGUUCACUUUUCGACGUGAAGAUGGAGCUGGAAAAUCCAAUGACGAGAUACAAGGGCUUUGUGGAGGUCUAAUGACUGAGUGUGGCACUGAUUCACCCAUUGAGCAUGUGCUCUCAUCUGAGGAUGCUGAGUGUUGCAUAUGCCUUUCUUCCUAUGAUGAUGGAGCUGAGCUUCGAGAGCUCCCAUGUUCUCACCAUUUUCAUUGCAGCUGCAUAGACAAAUGGCUCUACAUCAAUGCCACGUGCCCCCUCUGCAAGUACAACAUCGUGAAGAACCGCAGUCAUGGCUGUGAGGAGGCCUAGUAAUUAAGACAAUCUUGUAUUGAAUGCUUUUAAUCCUUUAGAGUGAUAUCAACUUCUAUUUGCUGGGUGCCUUUUUUUUGGUUCAUAAAUUAUGAUUCAUGAAAAACUAGAAGCUUACGGAAUUAGUGGUGCAACUCAUUGAAGUUGUGCCAAACUUAUAUAUUGUAUAAAUUGAAUUGAUUUGUGUGUGCAUAGGCUGACUGUCUCAUUGUGUGAUUUCCAUAUUGAAUCAUUUAUCAUAAACGUGGGUUUUUUUUA
Molecule: messenger RNA, 1677 nt
Organism: Erigeron canadensis
Lineage: Eukaryota; Viridiplantae; Streptophyta; Magnoliopsida; Asterales; Asteraceae
Product: E3 ubiquitin-protein ligase At1g12760-like
Exons: 5
Coding region: 304-1419 (371 amino acids)
Source: RefSeq, a predicted model, not a curated record